Bombina bombina (fire-bellied toad) is the source of this 2591-nucleotide messenger RNA. RefSeq names its product TBC1 domain family member 10A (gene TBC1D10A). The record is from RefSeq and is a predicted model, not a curated record. Lineage: Eukaryota; Metazoa; Chordata; Amphibia; Anura; Bombinatoridae. Bases 110 to 1639 code for a protein of 509 amino acids. The transcript has 9 exons.
AUGUCAGUUAGGCCCUGGGAGUCGGCUGGUGCUCAGCUGAGUCGGUGUGUGAGGUGGAGAGGGACCUGGGGAGAGGCAAUGAUUUCAUCCUGCUAAACAGGGGGCCAUUAUGGCACGGAGCCCAGGGGUGGGUAGCGGGUCCACGUCCUCCAGCCUCCGCGGGACCCGCGAGACCCUGAGUGAUCUGGAUCUCGAAUCUAUGAGCUCUGACUCAGAGGUCAAUGGGCUCUCUGUGGAGAGAAGAACCGACCGGUACGGCUUCCUGCUGAAGAGCGAGGGCGACGGAGCCCUGCUGGAGGAGCUGCCAGUAGAAGUGUUACGGCAAAGAGAGGCCAAAUGGCUGGAUAUGCUGGGAAACUGGGAUAAAUGGAUGGCAAAGAGGCACAAAAAGAUAAAACUUCGAUGUCAGAAGGGUAUUCCACCAUCAUUACGAGGCCGUGCAUGGCAGUACCUUUCUGGAAGCAAAGUGAAGAUGGAACAAAACCCAAAAAAGUUUGAUGAUCUGGACCAAAUGCAAGGGGACCCCAAGUGGGUGGAUAUCAUAGAAAGAGAUCUACACAGGCAGUUUCCAUUCCAUGAAAUGUUCGUUGCUCGUGGAGGUCAUGGCCAGCAGGAUCUGUUCAGAGUUCUUAAAGCAUACACUUUAUACCGGCCAGAUGAAGGGUACUGCCAGGCCCAGGCUCCUGUAGCAGCCGUUUUGCUUAUGCAUAUGCCUGCAGAGCAAGCGUUCUGGUGUUUGGUGCAGAUCUGUGAGAAGUACCUUCCAGGAUACUAUAGCGAGAAAUUGGAGGCAAUACAGUUGGAUGGAAGGAUAUUGUUCUCUCUUCUGCGUAAAGUGUCCCCUGUGGCCUACAAGCACCUGAGCAAGCAGAAGAUUGAUCCUAUCUUAUACAUGACUGAAUGGUUUAUGUGUGCAUUCUCCCGUACGCUUCCCUGGAGCUCAGUCCUGCGUGUUUGGGACAUGUUUUUCUGUGACGGUGUAAAGAUCAUUUUUCGGGUGGCUCUGGUUCUUCUAAAAUAUUCACUUGGCUCCUCUGAGAAACUUAAAUCCUGUCAAGGCCAGUAUGAGACCAUGGAGAAACUGAAGUCCAUUGACCCUAAAUAUAUGCUGGAGAAUUUCCUAAUUCCAGAGAUUGUAGAAUUGGCGAUUACAGAGCGGGACGUGGAACGAGAGCACCUGAUCCAGCUGAAAAAAUGGAAAGAAGAGUACGGGGAGCUGCAGUGCAAGUCUCCCCCACGUUUGCAUGGUGCAAAAGCCAUUUCUGACACUGAACCACAAAGUCGUAAGUUACUGGCGCACUCUCCCUCCAUCAUCCUCCCUACUGACACUGCUCUAGUGAAAAAGACCAAGGAACAGAAGCAAGCAGAGAAAGAACAGGAAAAGCUACGUGCAAAGGAGUUUAGAGAGAAAGAAAAGGAGGCUAAAGAGAGAAAAAAGCUAGAAAAGAAAAAGAGCAAGACCAAAGCGGACCAACUGAAUGGAACUUUGAAAGAGGAAAGUGGCAAGGAAUUGCCCAGAGAUCACCGGCAGGAACCGGUUCAGUCUCUUAUGUCCAAAGAAUCCCAGAAAGACUUACUCAAAGUACAUCAAUCAAAUGAAAGUUUAUGCUCCAAAGAGAGUGAAGAUACCUAUUUAUAACUACAUUCCCAUUACCACUGUCAGCAUUCAGAGCCCUUCUGUCCUCCAUAAGAGCUACCCCUGAGCACAGAUAACCCCUGUAAGUGCUAUUGGAAAGUAUGCUGAAUUAAAUAAGUGAAGUGAGGAAUUAGAAGGCCUGAGAGUUUGCAUAAAAUAACACUGCACUGUUCCUCUCUUUGGUUAUCUUUGCUGGAAGACCUGAAAUUUUGUACGAUACAGAAAUAAGACAAUAAAGAGACCCAGAGAUGCCAGAAAGUAGUUUACAGUUCAUACUCUCCAACGCUAAGUUACAUCUACUGACUUUCUUUAAUCCUGAAAAAAAACCUCUACUGGGCUUAAUCUAUUUGACAAGUCAGUAUUGUGCAGAGAAUAGUGUACGAGUAGCAGAUACUAGGCAAGGAGGCUACAAUGCUUAGAUCUGAGAAAUGUUAUCUGUUCGAGUCUGCAAGGGAUGCUUUGUAUGAUGACUUUUGUCACUGUAAGACGUGCUGGGCACACCCCCCAAGCAUCCUCUAUCAUUCCAGAUGUUCUGCUGCUGAGAGCAGAACGUCUAUUACUAUGCACAAAGAUCUUAUUGUUUCCUUGUUACAGGGGACCAAGAAGGGAAGCUAAAACACAGACUCUCUUCCUCAAUCUCAUAGACGUUCUUUGUAUAAAAAAAAACGAUUAAAAGAGAAUAAGUCUGUAUUAAUAUAAGGGCACAAAGGAGCAUUUGGUUUCUUCUUUUACAUGGUCGUAUUAGAUCUUAUUCAAAAAGAGAACCUCUGCUGCUUGCUAAAGGCAAUGACUUAAAAUGGCCAACACACUCUAUUCCUUCUCACACUACAGAAAAACGGUGUACAGUAUGUUUAUCCUAAACACAGCCAAGCAGGAAUAUUUAUUUAUCUACGGUAUUAGCUCUUGCAAAAAAAUAAAUAGAAUAAAGAUGCUUGCCAAUAUUUAGAGUAAAGAA